CUCCAGGCUUUACACUCUGUAACAUCGCUACGGAAUAGAUACAAUGAAGGCGAUCCUUCUAGCACUCGUGUGUUUAGGUGUGACAGCCGCGAAACCGACCGGUGAUGAAGAUGUCGUUGGUUCAGUCAUCGGUGUGGUGAAGAAUUGUGCCGAAGAAGAUGUUUCUUUGUGCCUCAAGGAACGAGCACUCAAAUACGCCGAGAAUUUGGCAGCGGCUAGAGAAGUAAGCAUCACUGAUGGGAUCAGCCUAAUUGGAACUGGAUCUUCAAGGUCGGCGCGGUCAUUUGAACCCUUAUCCGAGGAACCAAGGGCCAGAGAGAAUCAAGUAGAGGGCAGACUUAUAGACACCGCCCUUGACUUUUUCGAAAACCAUGUCAUACAAUUGAGAGUACCGAAGGGAGCGGUCGAAGACGUGAAGAGGUCACUUGAGGAAGGCCGUGGUAAGAAGAAGAAGUUGAAACAGCUCCUUCCCAUCUUUGCCCUUCUGCAGUUAAAAAUCCAAUCUCUUAUCCCACUCUUCCUCGGCAUCAUCGCCUUUGCGGCAGUCAAGGGGUUAAUGCUGGCUAAAGCAGCGUUACUUGCAUCCGCUCUUCUGUUACUUAAGAAACUGUUGUCUAAGAACGAACAUCACGAGAGCUACGAAGUGGUUGCCCAUCCCCAUCAUGAUGAACACUUCAGUCAUGGCAGCGGUCAUGGCGGUUGGGGAAGGUCGUCUCAAGAUGCACAGAAUCUAGCCUACAGUGCUUACUCCAACUAAACCUAAGACAUUCCAAAUUAUUAGGUACUAAGUCUAACGGACCUCAAACGUUGAGAAUUAAUUUAUUGUUAUUUA
Messenger RNA from Papilio machaon (common yellow swallowtail), 832 nucleotides. RefSeq lists its product as uncharacterized. The record is from RefSeq and is a predicted model, not a curated record. NCBI's taxonomy places the organism in Eukaryota, Metazoa, Arthropoda, Insecta, Lepidoptera, Papilionidae. The transcript is spliced from 3 exons. Bases 44 to 757 code for a protein of 237 amino acids.